Molecule: messenger RNA, 2194 nt
Organism: Chara braunii
Lineage: Eukaryota; Viridiplantae; Streptophyta; Charophyceae; Charales; Characeae
Source: the annotation of a GenBank genome assembly
UUGGUUCUCCUGCCAUCAAGAUCUGUCGGCCGUAGAAUCUGUCGCAUUCUCUGUUGCAUAAAACAGUCCUUGUGAGCGUGUGGCUCCCUCGCAACACAACAUUUUGAAUUCUCUGUUCAGAUUGUGAAGAAGAUGGGCGUCAGCAAAAUUGUCGAUGGGUCCCAGUUUGAGGUGAGGGUGGUGAAUUUGGCCGGAGAUGCGUACCCCGAAGUUGAAGGCCCUGAAUGCUCCCUUGUGGUCGCUGUUCCUUCAGAAAGCUUUGAGGUUCGAUGUCGCUCCCUUGCUUGCUCAUCUGCUUAUUAUAUCGCAAAACUGGAAGUCGACGGCAAAGAUUUGGGGUACGAUAUAAAGGGUGAGCCCUCCUCCUGGCGUACAUUCAAAGGAUUUCUCGUUGGUCGGGGAAAUACAUCCAUCUACAGACGCUUCGAAUUUGCACCACCGCAGAAAGUUGUAAGGGAUAGCAACCAGCAGCAGCCAGGAGAGUAUGAUGCUACUGCCAAGCUAGGUAAGCUGUCUGUGCACUUCUACCGUGCGGACAGGAUCGAGUGUAGAGGACGUGGGUGCAAAGUUUGCAAGUCUCGAGGGCAUCAUCGCAGUUCCAUCAUCGACAAUGCGGAGGGCCCUGGGCCAGGGGUGCUGGUACAGACCGAAGAGGACGACAAAAAAUUCUACACAGCCCCUAGUCUUUCUGUGAAAGCAGGCGAGGAGCUCAUAUUUCGGUCGGGGGAGAAGAAGAGAGCAUACCAUUUAAGGAGAGUGUCAAGCACGGCGAUUCUGGCAUUGAAUUUGCGAUGUGAAACGGCGGAAACAUUAAUGCUCCGCAAAGUACUUGACCCAGGGAAUCCGGAUCAUGUUCGUUUACUGCCAAAGCGAACCCAAGCUGGGAACAAGAGGUCUAAUGUUCUGUCCCCGCUUACCAAUAGAACGGCUUCCUCGCCGCGAGGCUUGACAGAUAGGCGAGGGAUCAACCCUGGGCAGCGAGGCUUGACGGAACUUGAAAAUGCCUGUGGGAUAUUGAAUGGGCAUGGUGCAGUGCUCAUGGCUGUUAAGGCAGACACAGACUUUGGUCUAGUUCAGCUGUUCGAUUCACAUGGUGUGGCGUGUCGUGGGGAUGAAAGCUGUAGAGAGACAGACAUUGUGGACACGGAUGCUGAACGCCAUGGGACAAGAGAUCAGGCAAUGUUCGUGCAACCUAGGACCCUGCAGAGGAACCAUGGCCGCGAUGACGAGGUAGCCCUCGUCCUUCUGCUGGAGUCCGAACAGAAACGCCCCAAGCGAGAGGGGUUUAAUGGUGCGCGACGUGCUAGUCCUGCGUUUCUGGAUCUUACAAAAGAACCUGACAACAAAGUCGCUGUCAAGGGCGAUAAGGUGGACGUCAAGGAUGAUGGAGAAUGUGAGAUCAUCAGUGUGAGGAAUCGGGGAAAACGUUGCUAUGACGACAAGGGUUGGAAAUAUGUUUCGGGGCAGAAAAAAGACUGUUCGUAGGCGGCGCGAUUCUUCCAUCUUUUGAGGAUUCUGCUGCAUCUGAGGGCGUACUCAAACCAGGACUUUUUCCGCUUCUCUGUGGAUGCAAUUGCAGUCAGCUGUCCGUAUGUGCGGCCUCUGUGCAGGGUUUCCUCCUGUCUUGCCUUUGCUGUAUAUAGUUCGCCAACGGGUGGACGUGGAUGAUCUCUAGCAUCAUCUGCAGAGUUCGUAUCCUUGCUGAAGCACAACCUUACAUAAGUGGAAGCAUGGUGGCGUUCUUACGUCUGUGUUAGAAUUGUAGAGAUACGGGGAGAGCAAAGUCUCUCUUCCUUUCUGUCUUCUUCUUUUUUUCCUUCCCAGACCUUGAAAUAAUUUUGGCUGUUGGGGCCAAGAAUGGUUGCUGAAUCCUUCAUUUUGCUGUAUUGGUAAAUUUCGUGGCAAAAGGGGAUUUGAAAUGAUGGAUGUAGUUCUGUUUGAGUUAUUGUAGUUCACCUUCGCUAGGUUUUAGGCAUUGUUGCAUGGAGCUGGAGAUGAGGGAAAGAAACGGAGAGUUUUGCAUUUCUAUCUAGAAAAUCGGGUUCGUCGGUAUCGUCAUUGAAUGUGUCGUUGCCAGCAGCAGUGUAGGAAAGCCUCCAGCUUGGAGUGGGUUGCUUCUCGCGAGUGUCGCUUGUCAGAGCGACUGCUGUUUGAUGCAAAAGCAGGUGCCAAGGAAUAAAGCUUUCAGAAAUGU